GUUGGAGUAUAAAGGCUGACACACCUGAUUUUGAGACACAGAGUCUCUAAUGUCUCUCUGAAGAAAAUAAGGGGAGAAGUACAAGGGGGGAAAUAGUCAGUUUUUGGAAAAGAAUGGGGUUAGGAGCAGGGAAUGAUAGGUACAGGUUGGCGUCAACAUCUGACGAUGAGGGAAAAAGAAAGAAAGGAGGAAAGAGAGAUAAAAAAGACCUGGAAGAACUGAAGAAAGAAGUGGACUUGGAUGAUCAUAAGUUGACCUUGGAGGAACUUCAGCGUAAAUAUGGCACUGAUCUCAGUCGAGGUUUGUCCAAUUACCGUGCAAAGGAGAUCCUUGAACGUGAUGGACCCAAUGCUCUGACACCUCCUCCUACAACCCCAGAAUGGGUCAAGUUCUGCAAACAGCUAUUUGGUGGCUUUUGUACACUGCUGUGGAUUGGAGCUUUCCUUUGCUUUUUGGCUUAUACGAUACAGGUUUCCACAGAGAGUGAGCCUGUAAAUGAUAAUCUGUACCUGGGUAUUGUACUUGCAGCAGUGGUGAUGGUCACAGGUUGUUUCUCAUAUUAUCAAGAGGCUAAGAGCUCAAAGAUUAUGGAAUCCUUCAAGAAACUUGUUCCACAGCAAGCUCUGAUUAUUCGUGAUGGUGAGAAGAGGAGCAUUAAUGCGGAGGAUGUGGUUGUUGGUGACCUUGUGGAAAUAAAGGGUGGUGAUCGAAUUCCUGCUGAUCUCCGAAUUAUUUCUGCACAGGGAUGCAAGGUGGACAAUUCCUCCCUUACUGGUGAAUCUGAGCCUCAAAGCCGUACCCCUCAGUUUUCUAAUGAAAAUCCUUUAGAGACAAAGAAUAUUGCAUUCCUGUCUACAAAUUGUGUUGAAGGCUCUGCCACAGGCAUUGUGAUCAACACAGGUGAUCGCACUGUGAUGGGUAGAAUUGCUAUCCUGGCUUCAAGCCUUGAAGUUGGACAGACACCAAUCGCCAUAGAGAUUGAACACUUCAUCCACAUCAUCACUGGUGUAGCAUUUUUCCUGGGUGGCACAUUCUGCAUCUUGUCCCUGAUUCUUGGAUAUGGCUGGUUGGAAGCUGUCAUCUUCCUCAUAGGGCUCAUUGUUGCUAACGUGCCUGAAGGUUUACUUGCCACAGUAACGGUGUGUCUGACUUUAACUGCCAAACGCAUGGCGAAGAAGAACUGCCUGGUCAAAAAUCUUGAAGCUGUAGAAACCCUUGGCUCCACCUCUACUAUUUGCUCAGACAAGACAGGAACUCUGACUCAGAACCGUAUGACUGUGGCACAUAUGUGGUUUGACAACCAGAUUCAUGAAGCAGAUACCACAGAGAACCAAAGUGGAACCUCCUUUGACAGAAGCUCUCCCACUUGGUCUGCCCUGGCUCGUGUAGCUGGCCUCUGCAACCGUGCAGUCUUCCUUGCAGAUCAAGCCAAUGUUCCUAUCCUUAAGAGAGACACCACUGGAGAUGCAUCAGAGUCUGCUCUAUUAAAGUGUAUUGAACUCUGCUGUGGCUCAGUGAAGGACAUGAGAGACAAGUAUGCAAAACUUGCUGAGAUCCCUUUCAAUUCCACAAACAAAUACCAGCUAUCAAUCCACAAGAACCCCAAUUCUUCAGAGACCAAGCAUUUGCUAGUGAUGAAGGGAGCUCCUGAGAGGAUCCUGGACCGAUGUUCAACCAUUAUGAUUCAAGGAAAAGAACAGCCCCUGGAUGAUGAAAUGAAGGAUGCUUUCCAUAGCGUAUAUUUGAAACUGGGUGGUCUUGGAGAAAGAGUGCUGGGAUUCUCCCAUUACAGCCUUCCUGAUGAUCAGUUUCCUGAAGGAUUUGCAUUUGACUCUGAGACAGUGAAUUUUCCUACUGAGAAUCUGUGCUUUGUUGGCCUCAUGUCUAUGAUUGAUCCUCCUCGUGCUGCUGUGCCUGACGCUGUAGCUAAGUGCAGGAGUGCAGGAAUCAAGGUUAUUAUGGUUACUGGUGAUCAUCCAAUCACAGCUAAAGCCAUUGCUAAGGGUGUAGGUAUCAUCUCUGAAAGCAGCGAGACUGUAGAAGACAUCGCUGCUCGUCUGAACAUCCCUGUGGAAGAAGUCAACCCCAGAGAUGCAAAGGCCUGUGUGGUCCAUGGUGGAGAUCUAAAGAAUAUGAGCCCAGAGGAGCUGGAUGAUGUCUUAAUACACCACAGUGAGAUUGUGUUUGCCAGAACUUCUCCUCAGCAAAAACUCAUUAUUGUGGAAGGUUGCCAGCGGCAGGGUGCCAUUGUGGCUGUGACUGGUGAUGGUGUUAAUGAUUCUCCUGCUCUGAAGAAGGCUGACAUUGGAGUAGCAAUGGGUAUUGCUGGAUCUGACGUCUCCAAACAGGCUGCUGAUAUGAUUCUCCUGGAUGAUAACUUUGCUUCUAUUGUUACUGGAGUUGAAGAAGGCCGACUGAUCUUUGACAACUUGAAGAAAUCCAUUGCAUACACACUGACAAGUAAAAUCCCUGAGAUGUCACCCUUCCUCUUCUUUGUUAUUGCGGGCAUUCCUCUCGCUCUGGGCACGGUCACUAUUUUAUGUAUUGAUCUAGGAACUGAUAUGGUGCCAGCUAUUUCUUUGGCCUAUGAAGGUCCUGAGAGUGAUAUCAUGAAGCGGCAGCCCAGAGAUGCCAAGACAGACAAAUUAGUCAAUGAAAGGCUCAUCAGUAUGGCUUAUGGACAAAUUGGGAUGAUGCAAGCAGUUGGAGGGUUCUUCACUUACUUUGUAAUCCUUGCUGAGAAUGGAUUCCUGCCCUUGUUUCUGAUUGGACUGCGUGUAAAUUGGGAUGAUCCAUAUAACAAUGAGCUGGAGGACAGCUAUGGCCAGCAGUGGACUUAUGAGCGCAGAAAAAUUGUGGAGUACACAUGUCACACUGCUUUUUUUGUCAGUAUUGUGAUUGUACAAUGGACUGACCUAAUCAUCUGUAAGACCAGGACAAACUCACUGAUACACCAGGGAAUGAAAAAUAAAGUCCUUAACUUUGGCCUUAUGGAGGAAACAGCUUUGGCUGCAUUUCUGUCAUACUGUCCAGGCAUGGAUGUUGCUGUUAGAAUGUAUCCACUGAAACCAUGGUGGUGGUUAUGUCCUGUACCUUAUUCACUCCUCAUCUUCAUCUACGACGAGGUCAGAAAAUACUACCUUCGGCGGAACCCAGGAGGUUGGCUAGAAAAAGAGACAUACUAUUAAACCACAGUGACCCCUCUGCUAUGAACACACACACAGUCAAUCAUUGUGCAAUGCUGAAAAUAAAGCAUUUUUAUUUAUACAAUAAAUAUCAGACUUCAACUCAGAAAAAACACAA
Pangasianodon hypophthalmus (striped catfish) is the source of this 3303-nucleotide messenger RNA. Its product is annotated as sodium/potassium-transporting ATPase subunit alpha-1. Gene Ontology annotation, biological process: intracellular potassium ion homeostasis; sodium ion export across plasma membrane; proton transmembrane transport. The record is from RefSeq and is a predicted model, not a curated record. The transcript has 22 exons. Bases 114 to 3188 code for a protein of 1024 amino acids. Gene Ontology annotation, molecular function: P-type sodium:potassium-exchanging transporter activity; ATP hydrolysis activity; ATP binding. NCBI's taxonomy places the organism in Eukaryota, Metazoa, Chordata, Actinopteri, Siluriformes, Pangasiidae. Gene Ontology annotation, cellular component: membrane.